Condylura cristata (star-nosed mole) is the source of this 2864-nucleotide messenger RNA. RefSeq names its product potassium channel tetramerization domain containing 21 (gene KCTD21). Gene Ontology annotation, molecular function: histone deacetylase binding; cullin family protein binding. The coding region runs from base 167 to 949 and encodes 260 amino acids. Lineage: Eukaryota; Metazoa; Chordata; Mammalia; Eulipotyphla; Talpidae. The transcript has 2 exons. The record is from RefSeq and is a predicted model, not a curated record. Gene Ontology annotation, biological process: protein homooligomerization; ubiquitin-dependent protein catabolic process.
AAAGCUGCGCUGGCUGCCCGCGGAGGGGAGGUUGCAGAGCGAGGGCAGGAGGUGGGUGCGGCGCGAUCGGGGGCACGGGACUCAGGGACAGCCGACGAGGGGACGCGGACCCACCUGGGCAGCUGACUUAGCAUAAAAGGACUUCUCAGCACCUCAGCCUCCUGCCAUGUCUGACCCCAUCACACUGAACGUUGGGGGGAAACUCUACACAACCUCCCUGGCAACCCUGACGAGCUUCCCUGACUCCAUGCUGGGUGCCAUGUUCAGUGGAAAGAUGCCCACCAAGAGGGACAGCCAGGGCAACUGCUUCAUUGACCGUGAUGGCAAAGUGUUCCGCUACAUCCUCAACUUCCUGCGGACCUCCCAUCUCGACCUGCCUGAGGACUUCCAGGAAAUGGGCCUGCUCCGCAGGGAAGCUGACUUCUAUCAGGUACAGCCACUGAUUGAGGCACUGCAGGAGAAGGAAGUGGAGCUCUCCAAGGCCGAGAAGAACGCCAUGCUCAACAUCACCCUGAACCAGCGUGUGCAGACAGUCCACUUCACUGUGCGCGAGGCACCCCAGAUUUACAGCCUCUCUUCCUCCAGCAUGGAGGUCUUCAAUGCCAACAUCUUCAGCACCUCUUGCCUGUUCCUCAAGCUCCUUGGCUCCAAGCUCUUCUACUGCUCCAACGGCAACCUCUCCUCCAUCACCAGCCACUUGCAGGACCCCAACCACCUGACUCUGGACUGGGUAGCCAACGUCGAGGGCCUGCCUGAGGAGGAGUACACCAAGCAGAAUCUCAAGAGGCUCUGGGUGGUGCCAGCCAACAAGCAGAUCAACAGCUUCCAGGUCUUUGUGGAGGAGGUGCUAAAAAUUGCUCUGAGUGACGGCUUCUGCAUUGAUUCUUCUCAUCCACAUGCUCUGGAUUUCAUGAACAAUAAGAUUAUUCGAUUAAUACGGUACAGGUAAAGAGAUGCAGCCGCCUCAGUGGGGGCUUGCAAGGAGCUCCAUGUCAGCCAAGAUCUCGGAGAAUAUCUGGCUGCUGGUAUAAGGCAGGGCACUGUACUAAUUGGUAUUAAUCACGUAGCAGGAUUUGACUCCCCUCAUGAUGAGUCCACCGUUAGGACUUGACUCCCCUCAUGAUGUGUCCUUUGAACAGAGCCGACUUUUUGCUUGCCAUUUUGAGCUGAAGACGGACAGUUUGUUAUGACAAGAGUCUGCCACUGUGUCCUAAAGGAGGCCACAAGAGGACUCUCUGAACGGACAAGGGAGCAGCAAACAGUUUUUGCAUGUCUCUCUCUAUCCUGCUAGGUAGUGCCUCAUUCUGGGGCAUUUAUAAAAUGAGCCCUGGGGGAGGGAUCCUUCCUAACUGGGCCAAAUUGAGGCAGUUAGGAAUUUCUGGCUUCAGAAAUGGGUUGCUGUCCCAGCAAAGAUUUGAUUAUCGGGAGCAAGUGCGAUGAAAGAUACCUGUCACCUUGCUCUUGUAGUCCUACCCUCAGAAUUUGAGGUACAUUGAACAAGGUCAUUUUUAACAAAUACUUUAUAGACCCUCAGGGUCAGAAAACAAUUCAGUGGCCAUUGCUCUUCCCCCACCCCCAGCAUACCCAGACACAUUUGGGCUGAGUGCCUCUACCAGCACCUCCCACUGAUCACCCAUCUAUCCCUGCUUCUUUCCCUCAAUGACAGGAAAUUUGUUAUCCCCAGGGCAGCUCUUGCCUUGGUUGCCUGGUGUUGGCUGUUAGAAAGUUCUUUCUUACAUUAAGCAAAAUCUGUCCUCUCACUCCCAUUUUAUGAUCUUGGUUCUAGACCUUCCUUCUCCCCCAAAGGUAUAUUUUCUCUUUCAAAACAAUCAUGACAGGCCAAAUACUCAUCCUGAAAAUAUUAACUAGGUUUCCCCUUUGGGACCUAUCUUCAGCAGCAAGGUUCGAUCCCUUUCAUUCCCUAGAAAUCACUGCAUCUUGUGACAGCUGUGCCUCAUCUGUGACCCCCUCCACCCCAUUUCACCCACCAUGCUUAUAGUCAUGGCUCCGCAGACGCUCUGAGGGUAAACAUUUGCUGCCCCUGCAGAGGUGCUGCUGGAGGAUAGCGACUAGGGCAGUGGGCAGCAAGGAGCCUGCAACACUGCCCACAGGGCAAGUGUCCAGCCUUCAGGACACUGCUCUGCAAGAAGUGUGCUUCCCCUGUGCUACUGUCCUGGCCCUAAGUAUCCCAUGGACCUCUUUGGGUCAGCUCCAGGGCAAGAUACUCCAAGCUAAUACUUCCCCGGGAGUGAUGAGCAGUGCGGGCCUCAGAACUGCACACUAUGAAUCAUCCCUGACUGUAUGUGGCCUUGAGAGUCCUAGAGUCUUCCUCACCGGGGUCCUGAAACCAAGCCGGGUAAGCCUGGGGACACAGGGCACCCAUGGAGGUGGCCUGAGGAAGAGGCUUUCCGUAGCUACACCUUGAGUAGGGAGCUUGUACACUGGGUCAGGGCAAGGCUGCCUCUCCCUUCAGGGGACCCAGGAGUCUCUGACAGCUUUCCCAAGCCACCAAGUCAUUGGUACUCAGGGAAGCCACUCAGGAGGACUCAGUGUGGACCAGACAGCUGUGACCACAACAGGACAGUCUAAGGAAGAAGUCUCAUCAAUCACUGCUGCCCUUCUUUCUGUUCCAUAAACAGUCUUUCACCAUCUCCUCGGUGCUUUUUACACUUUAGAGAAAGUACAGGACCUGUGAAGCUACUAAUAUGCUAUGUGACUUUCUAUAGUCACCUCACUGAGCCACCUCCAUGUCUUCAUCUGUGAAAUGGGCAUAACAGUAAUUCAUAACCCGAUCUACCUCACAGGGCUGUUGUGAGGAUCAGAUGAAAUAAUGUAUGUGAGAAUUAAGUAUAAACCAUAAGUGA